AUGAGCAGUCAACAUCAACAGAUAAAGAUUCGGGAAAUGGAGAGUCGAUCGAAGAUAAUUGCUGAGAGAAUUACAGAAAGUGUACGACUACUUGAUAAUGAACCGUCAUUGGCCUUAUAUAGGUUACAAGAACACGUUGUACGCAGUAUGCCUGUUUUGAUUAAUCGGAGAUUACUGUUAGAUCAACAAUCAGUGAUACUAUCUGGCGCCCAUUUUGAUUUAGAAAAUGUUUUAACAACAACCAAGAACAUGCAAAUGGCUGGAAAAUCGUUUGAGAAUAGUAUCGAAAUGUUGCGAAACUGCAUGUUUUUUAAACAACAGUUAGAUUUUGAUUCAACAAGAAAGGCUUCUGAUUUGAGUGCGAAAGGAAGAAGUAAAUCAUUACACAACGUAGCGUUACGCGCUGAAACUGAAUCGUGA
Messenger RNA from Caenorhabditis bovis, 420 nucleotides. Lineage: Eukaryota; Metazoa; Nematoda; Chromadorea; Rhabditida; Rhabditidae. The record is from the annotation of a GenBank genome assembly.